UCCAGACCAAACAUCCUCCUCAAAAAGACCACACCACCAUCACAUUUCCAAACCACCCCCAUGGCCCUCACCACCCCCAGAACCAAGAGGACCAUUUGCUCCAUCCAAUCUAGCCUUGCCACCACCCUCUUCUGUGUCAUCCUCUUCAUCAUCCCAGCCCUCCUCCUCCUCCUCCACACCCCUCCUACCUCCAUAUGCAACCCCUUCUCCUCCUCCUCCUCCUCCGCCGCCACCACCACCACGGCUUUCUCUGGCGACCUCCGCUCAGCCGACUUGUCCUGGAACCACCUAAGUUUCUCCUCUAAUAUCCCUCCACCCGUUGUCCUCAAAAUAGCUGUUUUCACCAGAAAGUGGCCAGUGGGGACAACGCCCGGAGGGAUGGAGCGCCACGCGUACACAUUAUACACGGCUUUAGCCCCGCGAGGCCACGAGAUCCAUAUCUUCACUUCACCACCACAUGAAGACGUAGGUUUAAUCAACACGAAAACUACCAACGCCCCAAUUGUGCAUUUUCACGAGGACGCCCAGCCUGGUCAGUGGCGGUACAACAAGGCGUGGGAACAAUACGAGGAAGAGAACGAGAAACACCCCUUCGACGUGAUCCACACUGAGAGCGUGGCCUUACCGCAUUAUAAAGCUAGAAAUAUCCCGAAUCUUGCUGUCUCAUGGCAUGGAAUCGCGCUAGAGAGCGUUUCAUCGAGCAUCUAUCAAGAUCUACUAAGAAGACCCGACGAGCAAAUGUCUCAAUCUUUUAAUAAGAGUCUACAAGUCAUGAUCCCCAAAGUCCUGAACGAAAUUCGCUUCUUUAGAAACUACCAACAUCAUAUCGCGAUAAGCGACAGCUGCGGGGAAAUGCUUAGAGAUGUGUACCAAAUCCCUAGUAAACGCGUACACGUGAUCAUUAAUGGGGUAAACGAGAACGAUUUUCGUGAAGAUCCGGAAUCAGGUAAAAAAUUUAGAUCGAAAAUUGGUGUGCCUAAAAAUGCAAGUUUACUCCUAGGGGUGGCUGGGAGACUAGUGAAAGAUAAAGGGCACCCAUUGCUAUAUGAAGCCUUUGCAAAACUAAUUAAAAGCUACAGAAAUGUGUAUUUGGUUGUGGCUGGGGCAGGACCAUGGCAACAAAGGUACAUGGAACUAGGGUCCCAAGUCAUAGUCUUGGGCUCCAUGAACCCGUCGGAGCUUCGUGGGUUCUAUAACGGGAUAGAUAUAUUUGUGAACCCGACUCUUAGACCGCAAGGGCUUGAUUUAACGCUUAUGGAAGCCAUGAUGGCUGGGAAACCCGUGAUGGCUUCGCGGUUUCCCAGCAUUAAAGGGACCAUACUUGUUGAUGACGAGUAUGGUUUUAUGUUUUCGCCGAAUGUGGAGUCGUUGGUGGAGGCUUUGGAGUUGGUGGUAGCGGAAGGCCCAAGGAGGCUUGCUCGGAGAGGGAAGGCUUGCCGGAAAUUCGCGAUCUCCAUGUUUACUGCCCGGAAAAUGGCGUUAGCUUAUGAGAGAUUAUUUUUAUGUAUAAAGAACGAAAGCUUUUGUAUUUACCCUUAGAUAUUUAUAUUAUACCAUGCAUCAUCAUUGUUCUAUAGAGAUAUGAAAUUGAAAAUACGGCUUUAGGCUUUUAAAGAUCCGAUGUUACGGUCUGUAUUCAUCAACUGAAUUUCCCAAGUUUUAAUCUAAUU
Molecule: messenger RNA, 1670 nt
Organism: Helianthus annuus (common sunflower)
Lineage: Eukaryota; Viridiplantae; Streptophyta; Magnoliopsida; Asterales; Asteraceae
Exons: 1
Coding region: 61-1539 (492 amino acids)
Molecular function (GO): glycosyltransferase activity
Source: RefSeq, a predicted model, not a curated record